AUGAUCCUAAACGAGCCCAAUCAUGACUUCCUCACAACACUGACCGUCUCCUCCCACCUCGACACCGGCCUUCACAUCGGCUCUUUCAACCAUAUCCAAGAAUGGAAACUGCCCCUCGACACUCCCAACGAUACGCACCGCCACAUCUCCCACCUAAUCGGCUGGUACCCCGGCUUCUCCAUCGCCUCCUACGCAAAUGGCUACACCAACUCCACAAUUCAGUCCGCAGUCCGUACAUCCCUAGUAAACCGCGGCAUCGGCAUCACAGAUGCAAACAGCGGCCGGGAGAAAGUGUGGCGCGCCGCGGCUUGA
Messenger RNA from Fulvia fulva, 312 nucleotides. Its product is annotated as putative alpha-fucosidase A. Lineage: Eukaryota; Fungi; Ascomycota; Dothideomycetes; Mycosphaerellales; Mycosphaerellaceae. Gene Ontology annotation, biological process: carbohydrate metabolic process. Gene Ontology annotation, molecular function: alpha-L-fucosidase activity. Bases 1 to 312 code for a protein of 103 amino acids. The transcript has a single exon. The record is from RefSeq and is a predicted model, not a curated record.